CAUCAAGAUAAGACACUUCGCUUCAAAUCAUUUGUGUAUUACAGAAACUUCUGAUCGUCAUGGAAGCUACUUCUCAGCCAUGUUUCUCUCAGAACUACCACUCCUCGCUUCAUUCGACCCGAAAGCAACCGGCAAAGCCAUGGAAAAAACCCGUAUCGGGUUUGCCUCAGCGGAUGCAUCCUAAAGUUUACCGAGUCGAGCCUGUUAACUUUAAGGAGUUGGUUCAGAGGCUAACUGGUGCACAUGACCAUGAGCAAGAGGUACAUCAAGUUGAAGCUAAGCCAGUCAAGAUUUCUGAUGACACAACAACAGCUAAGGAUAACCCGUUCGCGUUUGAUCUUUCACCGUCAUCAUCUCGGUUUUGGGAAGCUUUCCCUCUUCUUAGUCCUGCAAAUCUUUCAAGAUGGUAGCGAGAUAAAAAGCUUCCUUUAAUUGUAAUUCUUGCCAGUUUUUCGGCAAUUCUUGAAAUUGUUCCCACAGAUAUAUAACUGUAGUAACAUUUUACGAUCUUAUCUAUGAAUACAAAAGUUACCGUUA
Molecule: messenger RNA, 537 nt
Organism: Arabidopsis lyrata subsp. lyrata
Lineage: Eukaryota; Viridiplantae; Streptophyta; Magnoliopsida; Brassicales; Brassicaceae
Product: VQ motif-containing protein 29
Exons: 1
Coding region: 60-410 (116 amino acids)
Source: RefSeq, a predicted model, not a curated record